Juglans microcarpa x Juglans regia is the source of this 357-nucleotide messenger RNA. RefSeq lists its product as uncharacterized. Gene Ontology annotation, molecular function: DNA helicase activity. The record is from RefSeq and is a predicted model, not a curated record. The coding region runs from base 1 to 357 and encodes 118 amino acids. NCBI's taxonomy places the organism in Eukaryota, Viridiplantae, Streptophyta, Magnoliopsida, Fagales, Juglandaceae. The transcript has a single exon. Gene Ontology annotation, biological process: telomere maintenance; DNA repair.
AUGGAAGUUGAAAUGAUUGGUAAAUACAUUAAUUCCUACAAUCUUCUUGAUGGCGACAUCUGUUUUGAUGAAAAAAAAUUUCAUUCUAGAGAAAUCGAUGAUGAAUUGGCUGUUGAAAUUCUAGAAGAAGAUAUUGCCGCAUCAGAAUCUCUUAAUAGUAAACAAAAGCAUGUCUAUAAUGGAGUGCUGGAAAAAGUAUUUGCAAACCAAAAUGCUGCAUUCUUUGUAGAUGCCCCGGGUGGGACAGGGAAAACAUUCUUAUACAAGGCAUUUCUCGCAACAGUACGAUCAAGAAAAUUGGUAGCACUUGCAACUGCUUCAUUAGGCAUUGCCGCAUUUAUUAUUUUGGGAGGUUGA